Molecule: messenger RNA, 1948 nt
Organism: Erythranthe guttata (spotted monkey flower)
Lineage: Eukaryota; Viridiplantae; Streptophyta; Magnoliopsida; Lamiales; Phrymaceae
Product: Chaperone DnaJ-domain superfamily protein
Biological process (GO): clathrin-dependent endocytosis; clathrin coat disassembly
Cellular component (GO): intracellular membrane-bounded organelle; cytoplasm; vesicle
Molecular function (GO): clathrin binding
Source: RefSeq, a predicted model, not a curated record
ACCGUGAAGUGGGGUAGCCAACACAAAGCAGCUUUCCAGAUAAGUAGGGAUGAUUGCUUGAGUAAGUGCUGAUAUAUUUAAUUAAUCUAGUUUCUCUCGUCCAUUACCAUUUACUACAUAUUAAUAUUAAUAUAUUAUAAUAUAUUUAGAGUAAUCAAAUAAUCCAAAAUAAAAGAAAAAGGAAAAAGAAAAAAAAAGAGGGGGGAAAAAGUACAUUUGUGCAGUAUAAACGCAUACACUGGCGCAUGCCAUCAUACUUGCAAUUACGAAUUAGUGAUCAUUGCUCCUCCGCCUUCUUCCGAUCUCCACCACCUCACCACUCGCCGGAAAAUAAAGAAAAUGGACGAGUCGUGGAGAAUGAGGAUGGGAAUGCCGACAGCGCCGCCGCCACAAACACGGCACAUGCCAGAGUAUGCUGCCCGGAGAUCCACAGAGGACGCCGCCUCCCACCGCCGUAAACCCAUCUCCGACGACCCCUUAAACCCCGAAGACUUCAACGACGUUUUCGGUGGGCCCCCUCGAACCAUUCUCUCCCGCCAGUUCUCCACCGGCUUCUCAAGAUCAUCCUCCUCCUCCACCACUUUCUCCUACGAGGAGAUUUUCCGGCCCUCGGACAAGUCGUCGCCGGCGACCCGGAAGUCCGGCCGGAGCUUGCCGGAGUUCAUGAUCCCGGGUCAAACGAGAAAAACCGAUCACAAUAAUCAGAACAAACGUCAAAACAAAGGGUUUUACAGCGAUAUCUUCGGAUUAGAAGACGAUCAGAGAGUGGUGAGAUCAAGAUCAAGAUCAAAGGCAAGCUCUUCAUCUGUUCUCAGCUCGGAGGAGCUCAGCCCUCUCCGGCCGCCGUUCGACUACGAUGUUUCCUUCUUCGCUUCAAAACUCAGGCCAAUAAAUGUAAGAUCAGAGUGGACAUCAAAAAGAACAGGAAUGGGGCACGAAGAACACCAAAGACAACAACAACAACAUAUGUCGACGCCGCCAUUUGCGGGCAGACAGCCUUUUUACGGUACCACCGAAAACAAUUGCCCUGAUAAUUUGAGGAGCUACCCUUUUGGUCUUAAUCGAAAGAAUUCAUCUCCAGAGACGAUUAGUAUGGAGCCCAUUUCGAACAACAGUUACAGAUUCUCUGCAGAUGACUUGGAACUCGUCAACUCACCUUCGUCGCCCGUUUCUUCGAUUUGCCAAUCUUCCGGAAAAGAACAAAAAGGAUGUUUCCCAAUGGAGGAAGAACAAGAUGAUGAUGACGAUGAUGAUGUCAUGAGCUCGUAUGUAAUUGAGAUCAAUUCUGAUAAUAGGGAAGGCACGUGUGAAUCGAACGGUGUGGAUGAAGCGAUUGCGUGGGCGAGAGAGAAGUUUCAAUCGCAAUAUUCUACUGAAGAUUUGAAAACGAUGGACGGGCAUCGUGUUUCUAUGGGGCAAACAGAGAGUUAUUAUAAUUCAUUGGAUGAACAACGGGAUAAGUGUGCUGCCAAAGAAGAAACGCAGCAAUUUGAAUGCACGCUAGAAACGGAGCUGCAAAUAUUGGACGAGCAGAUAAGGUUGUGGUCAAGUGGCAAGGAAUCCGAUAUCCGAUUGCUUUUAUCUUCUCUGCAUCAAAUUCUAUGGCCGGAGAGUGGAUGGCUGGCUGUGCCACUGUCGUAUAUAAUCGAAAUCUCGCAAGUGAAGAAAGCGUACCAGAAAGCCCGUUUAUGCCUCCACCCCGACAAGCUCCAGCAACGGGGUGCUACUGAACAGCAAAAAUACGUUGCUGAUAAAGCCUUUUAUGUUCUACAGGAUGCUUGGUCUGCAUUUAUCUCCCAAGAUGUGUUCUGAGGAUUAUAAUUUAUUUUCUUUUCUUGCAAGAAGCAGAGUAAAAUAUCCAAAUAUUUGUGAUUAUAUUUGUCUGAGUGUCUUUCUUUGGAUCUUGUUUGUGUUCAACUACUGUAAUAAAUUAAUAAUUCUAUAUUAU